AUGGUUACUUUUUUUAGCGGUGGAAAACGGAAUUCUGACAAUUCUGAAAAUUCUGAAAAUUCUGACAAUUCUGGCAAUUCUGACCAUUCUGACAAGGGUAUAUUUGACAAGGAUGAAAAUGACAAAGACAAAGUAAAAGGCAAAAGGAGUAGCUCUAAAAAGCAGUCAGUCGAUAAAAUUGAGAAGCCUCCUAAGAGCAGCUCUGGUAUUACAGACCAUGGGAAGGUAUCCAAAAAGAAUGAUAACAGAAGGAAGAAAAAUGAGAAGGACGAACAGAUGGCAGCAGUUAAAGAAUUAGAUAAACAAAAUGAUAAGAUAUAUAAAUCUAUAUACGAAAUAAAUAAUAACUGUUCAGACACGAGUUUUUUAAACUACAACUCUAUACCCUGGGUCUCUUCCUUUUUUAGUUUAAAAGACGAAGAUUUUGCCAUUUUUGGUAAUGAACUAAAAAAAAGAAAUAUAUUUAAAAGAUGCUUUCAACGUAUCCAUAAAAACAGGAGAAGGAGGUGUAUGUCUUUUAACCCUUAUAGAGUUCCUUUAGUAUGUAAAAAAAUAAUACUUGAAGAGAUGUUAAUAUCUGAACCGAAUAUAAACAAAAAGAAAAAGAAGAAUAAUAGUAGUAAUAAGAAAAAUAAGAAGAAAAAAAAAAAAAAAAAAAGUGGUAUGAUGCCUUAUGGGUAUUUUUACAAAAAUUUUAUUAUGAGAGGUAAAAAAAAAAAUUGGCUAGAGACUCAUAUGUAUCAUAGUAAAAGAUUUCGAAUGAUAAAUAUGUAUGGGUAUAAACUUGCUUUAAAAAAUUGUAGUAAAAUAAGUAGAAGGAUAUUUAGAUAUAGCAAGAGGAAGUCACUAAUACAUGACUUGUCUUAUGUGGAAAUAAUUCAACUAAGCGCUCAUGAAAAUAUCAUUAUUGACAUUCUGAAAAAGUGUACUAAUGUUCUUCAGGCAAACAUGCUAAGGAAAAAAUAUUUGCUAGGACUACUGUUAGGAAAGAUUUUUAUUCAUAGGUAUGAUCCUGAUGAGUUCGCCAUAGGAGGUGGUGCAUCGAGGGGUUCAUCGAUGGACAUUACUGGUACUACCGCCAACAUGACUGCUAGUUCUAAUGCUAAUGCGUCUGGUACUUAUGCCAAAACGGCUGAUAGUACUGAUGCUAUAAAGAGAACAGAUGCUUCUAACCAAAAUGCAUGUACGGUAAACAGUAUAUCUAAUCCGAACUCCUUUGAUGGAAGUAAUUUUUUCAGUGCAAACAAUUCGCUAAUCUGCCCAGCCUACUUUUUAUGGCGUUCGAAAUUGAAGUCGUACAAGUAUUUUAAAAAAAUUAGUAAUAAUAAGAUGAAGGAAAAAAAUAGUGAUAGUAUUGUAACUAUCUCUAAUGUGAGCGAGGCUAUGAGGAACCAUCUUAAUUACAAUUGCCAUAGUUUUCAAAAAGAAGAACAUGGAACAGAGGAAGAAACAAAAAGAGAUCUGUGGGUAUUCGUUCACCCAACGUGCUUAAAAAAAGUAAUUGAAAAUUUCCAAAAAAUUAAUAAUUCUCAGGUCAUUAUAAAACAUAUAAAAAAUAUUUGUAUGUAUGAAUUAAUGGGACCAAAGAGUUUUCAACUGUUAGUAAACAUUUUGAAAGUAAAAAAUAAAUAUUACAUGGAAACACAAAAGGAUCAUGUCUAUAAUUAUUCUUAUGAAGAUAUAACAUUGCCAUAUGACUUUGUAAUUCCGUUAUAUGCCAUCUUACCAAAGAGUAUAGGUCCCUUUUUAUUAAAUUACAAAGUUAACGAUAGCAAGGAGCAAAAAUGGGGGAACGAAGAAAUAAAGAGUGUUAAUAAUAACAACAAAUGUAGUAAUAGUGGGAAUAAUUAUGACCAAGUCAGGGAAAACAAACUUUUCAAUGAUAAAAAAAAAUACGAUAAUUUUAUUGAAAACUCUUUUGAUUAUUUAAAAGAAAAAAAUGGAAACGCAGUUUUAAAUAUGAAUAAAUUUAGCCCAUAUGAUAAUAAUAUUCUUAUGAAUGAGAAAAUAAAACAAAACGUGAUAAAACAUAUUAAAGUUAACAAAUAUGAACAUGUUAGGAGCAGUAAAAAAAAAAAAGUCAAAACAUGUAUAAUGAAAAUGCUCAAAAAUAACAAGAAUAUUGAAAGCUAUGAUGUAAUCAAGCAGAGAAGGGAAUCAGAUAUGUUGUUUAUUAAUAUGGGUGAAGAGUGUAGCUUAGACAAGUCAGCAGUAACAAAGGUGGUGGGCGCAAGCGCAGAGACAAAUGUAGAGAAUAAAUAUGUUUUAAGAAAAAUGAAGGGAGAUAGUAAUUCAUUCCAAGGAGGCCAAACAACCGAAAUGGACAACUUAUCUAAAAAGCAUGUAUGUCUCAGCAAGGAGAAGGAAAAAGAAAAGGAAGAAAAGGAAAAAAAAAAAGGUUUUGAAUCAUUUAGGAAUGAGAAAUUAUUACAAAAUUAUGUGCACGAAUUUUUGGAAAAUUAUGAUAAAAAAAAAUGCAAAAAGGAGGGAAUAUUGGAAAGAAAUGAAAUGUAUGAUAUGUACAGAGAAUUAAAAGAAACAAAAGAAAAAAUAUCGCAUAAUAUGAAAAGUUAUAUUAAAAUACCCAUAUUAAUUAUAAAUCAAACAAAUGGGAAUAAUAAAAGAUACUUUAUUUUAUGUCCAUCCAAAAAAAAAAGCACCGUUUUAUUUCAUUUGUUAGUGCGAAAUGGUUCCAUAGCAAUAGGUUUAAAAGAAAGAGAAAAAAUUCUGAAAUGUUCAGAAUUUUUAUGUUACCCUAAAGAUUUCCCAGAUUCAUAUGGAGGUAUUUUAUAUAAUAACUUUAGGGAAGAAUUAUCAAAAAAAAAUUAUUUUAAAAAGCCAAUUGGGAAAAGAAUAAAUUAUUAUUGUUUAGGUAUUAACAAUCCUUUUAACUAUUCAUGGUUUUGUAUAUACCCAUAUAAUGAAAACAUUAAAAUUAUAAGAUGUACUGAUCCGUACAAUCAAUUUUUAAUUAAAACUUUUUUACACCGAUUUCUUACCAUAUCAUUCAAACGAAUUUAUUCAUUGGACACCUUUGAAACAUUUGACAGUUUUAUGGAAGAAUUUAAAACCAAAUUUUUUGUUUUCUCAUCUUUUUAUAUCUCUGUUUAUGUGCACGCGCAUAAGGGUGGUACACCAAAAAGGAUGGCCCAUGUUUGUUCCCUGACGCUGAAGAGGCUGAUUAAGCUUUUUAUGAAACAAGUGGGUACAAAUAAAUUGCAUGAGUGGGUUAUGCACAAACGAAUAAGACACACAAAUAAGAAGAAGGAAAAAAUAAAAAAGUUCAAAGAAUCAGUAAUUCAUAAAUAUAAAAACCGAAUAAUGAAAAAGAGUAAAUCUGCAAAGGGAGAUGUUAAAGUACAGACAAAUGGACAAAUAAAGGGGGAUAUAAAUUCAAAAACGUGUGAAAAGAAAGAUAUAGAUGAAAUAAUUUUACCAUCGAAAAAAAUAAUUGGUUAUGUUUCAAGUGGCGGACAUGUGCUGUCAAAAGGAUAUGGGUACGGAGUUGCACACAUUUCUUUUUAUUUACUUUUGCAGAAUUUGCUGCAUCAUAUAUUUGCCUUGAAACUGAUGGCGUCCGAUCCACUCAAGAUAAAUAACAGAGCAAAGGAAUUUCCAUCUUUAGCUUUAAUUAGAAAUAUUGAUUCGGUGCAUUACUAUCCUGUUUGGCUUAGCCUAGUAACGGAAGAUAAGUACCUGCCUUUUUGA
This is a messenger RNA of Plasmodium malariae, 3708 nucleotides long. It is a transcript of the gene POP1, whose product is annotated as ribonucleases P/MRP protein subunit POP1, putative. The transcript has 4 exons. The record is from RefSeq and is a predicted model, not a curated record. NCBI's taxonomy places the organism in Eukaryota, Apicomplexa, Aconoidasida, Haemosporida, Plasmodiidae. Gene Ontology annotation, cellular component: nucleolar ribonuclease P complex; ribonuclease MRP complex. The coding region runs from base 1 to 3708 and encodes 1235 amino acids. Gene Ontology annotation, biological process: tRNA 5'-leader removal.